Messenger RNA from Neoarius graeffei (lesser salmon catfish), 4996 nucleotides. RefSeq names its product dpy-19-like 1, like (H. sapiens) (gene dpy19l1l). Gene Ontology annotation, molecular function: mannosyltransferase activity. NCBI's taxonomy places the organism in Eukaryota, Metazoa, Chordata, Actinopteri, Siluriformes, Ariidae. The record is from RefSeq and is a predicted model, not a curated record. The coding region runs from base 167 to 2419 and encodes 750 amino acids. Gene Ontology annotation, cellular component: nuclear inner membrane. The transcript is spliced from 21 exons.
CAGGCGGAAGGGCAGUUAGCAGCAGAAGCUAACAGAGCGUCAGCGCGGAGUACGUCAGAGGGAGCGCGCGCGGGCUGCUGCUGCUGAGGCGCUGCGGAUUUCUGCUCUUUUUAUUUCCUGCUUUUUAUUUUUAAAGUUUAUUUUUUUUUAUCUUUAGAAUGAAAACAUGGUAGUUAAAGCAAGAAAGGCGGGCGCGAAGGAGCAGAGCGAGCGGAGUGACGGGAAGAGCCGGAGAGCGCGCGAGGGGAAAAGCGCGCAGCCGCUCAGCAAAAACCCGGCCAUCAUCCGCCACAGAGCCGCGCGCUCUCCGCCCGCCACAGAGCCGCCGCCGCCGCCACGGAGCCUCCUGCCGCCUCUGCUCAUCGGCGCGCUCGCUCUGACUGCAGGAUUCCUCCACUGGUACCACCUCUCAGAGCUGUUUGAGAACGACCGGCACUUUUCCCACAUGUCCUCUCUAGAGAAGGAGAUGGCCUUCAGGACUGAAAUGGGUCUGUACUACUCAUACUUUAAGAGCAUUAUCGAGGCUCCAUCCUUCCUGGGAGGUCUCAGUCUGAUCAUGAAUGACCGACUCACUGAGUAUCCGCUAGUCAUUAACACGCUGAAGAGGUUUAACCUGUACCCUGAGGUGGUGUUGGCCAGCUGGUACCGUGUUUACUCCGCCACUAUGGAGUUCUUCAGGAUUCCCACUAAGAUGUGCUGGACCAUCAACAGAGGAGAAGAUCUGGAUCCUGUGGAGAGCUGUGAAGGUAUGGGAGAUCCUGCGUACUUCUAUGUGACUUUAGUUUUCCUCUUAAACGGAGCCAUGAUGAGCCUCUUUUACAUCUAUGGAACCUCCCUGAGUGGCAGUAAGAUGGGGGGAGCUGUUACAGUGCUGUCCUUCUUCUUUAACCACGGAGAGAGUACGCGGGUGAUGUGGACUCCUCCACUCAGAGAGAGUUUCUCGUAUCCCUUCCUGGUUCUGCAGAUGCUCCUCCUCACACACAUCCUCAGGACGAGGAACCCAAGCAGGAACAGCAUGAUGGCGCUGGGCGUGUCCACAGUCCUGUUCAUGUUGCCAUGGCAGUUUGGCCAGUUCGUCUUACUCACACAGGUGGCGUCUCUGUUUGCAUCCUACAUCCUGGGUUACCUGAGUCCAGCUAAGAUGCAGGCCCUGCUGCUCACACACAUGGUGAGGGGUAUCGCGUGUGCGUGUGUGUGUGUGUGUGUGUGUGUGAGGUAUAACACUGCAGUGUUUCUCUUGCAGGUGUCUCUGGGUGUGUGCUUCAUCCUCAUGUUUGGGAACUCCAUGUUACUGACGUCCUUCUACGCUUCCUCCCUCAUCUCCAUCUGGGCUGUAGUUGCUUUGAGGAAUCAGUUUGCGCAGAUGUUUACAGCUGGACUCCUCAAAUGGGUGAUGCAGUGCAUGGCGUGGGGCGGGACUACAGUCAUCCUCAAGUUCCUGUUGGCGCUCAUAUUCGGGGCAUCGGAUGAUGCUCACAUCAGCAGUCUGAUCAAGUCCAAGUUCACCAGCUACAAGGACUUUGACACGAUGAUGUACACCUGUGCAGCUGAGUUCGACUUCUUGGAGGUGGAGACGGUUCUGCGCUACAUUCGAACCCUGCUGCUGCCUGUGAACCUGCUGGUGGUUGGUGUUAUUGCUGUGAAGGUGAUGAAGGAUGUGAUCGCGUUCCUCAGACAUCAGGACGGUGCCGAGGCCGAUCCGACGGAGUCGUUGGCGAAGGCAGUGUUGGUGUAUCACACUCUGCAGUUGGUAGCCUUUGCUGUUCUGGCUCUUCUCAUCAUGAGGCUGAAACUCUUCCUCACCCCACACAUGUGCCUGAUGACGUCGCUGCUCUGCUCCAGACAGCUGUUUAGCUGGGUGGGUGAGAAAAUGAAGCAACAUGCUGCUGUGUUUAUUAUCAUGUCCAUGAUGGCACUUCAGGGCGUGGCCAACCUGCAGCAGCAGUGGAGCAUCAUGGGAGAAUUCAGCAACCUGCCGCAGGAAGACCUGCUGGAGUGGAUCAAAGAGAACACAGCAUCAAAUGCAGUGUUUGCUGGUGCAAUGCCCACCAUGGCGAGUGUGAAGCUGUCAGCAGGCAGAGCCAUCGUUAAUCACCCGCACUACGAAGACGCAGGACUCCGAGAGCGGACAAAGCUGGUAUAUUCCAUGUACAGCCGUAAAUCAGCUGAGCAGGUGAAGAGGAACCUGAUGAGUCUGCAGGUGGAUUAUUUCAUCCUUGAGGACUCGUGGUGCACCAGACGUACCAGGCCUGGCUGCAGCAUGCCAGAGAUCUGGGACGUAGAGGAUCCGGUAAACGCAGGUAAAAUUCCGGUGUGUACACUGCUGAGUCGAGACACGCGUCCUCACUUCACCACCGUCUUCCAAAACAACAUCUACAAAGUGCUCAAAGUCCCCAAAGCAGCCAAACACACCAGAUAACCACACGUGUGUGUGUGUGUGUGUGUGUACACGCGCGCGCACACACAUUUAAAUGUAGCUGGGGUUUAUCUAAAAUCCACUCAUGGCCAAGACCCGUGUGUGUGUGUGUGUGUGUGUGAGGGAGGAGAGAGACGUUUCGGCUGUGAGUAUUUAUUCAUACGGGACGUUGUUGCUGCUGUUCAUCAGCUCCGUAUCUUCAGGAGGAAAUGAUUUAAAGAAUUUUUUAUUCUUUGGAGUGAAACUGUGAGAAAUGACGAGUGACUCGUACACGUUGUGUUUAUUUUUACUCUCAUUAUUGUCUUGAACCUAAAGUUUUUAAAUUGUACUUUUGCACAGCCUUUUAUUAAAGCUGUCUUUUUUUAAAGGAAGUCUGUUGUUGCUGCUUCCUGUUUCACAACACCUUGGUGUUAUUUUUUUCCUCACUUCCUGUCUGUGAUGUGUCUCUGCGAUAAGCGCAGCGUCCCCGUCCUCAGCGCUGUUCCACAGCGGGUUCUCUGGCUGUAGCUGCUCGCUACGAUCGUAUCUGCUCAUGAAACUUUUAUCCUCACGUCUUAAACUGAAUUUCCCAUAAUGCACUGUGAUGAGCAGCUGUGUUUGGUUCAUCUCACCUCCUUUAGAUCAAAUCAGCGGCUGAAUUCUUAAUCUUCAUUUAAGUUUAAAGUUUUUAACUCUAAAGCAGCUCCUAAACCGCUUCCCCAGAGUGCUGUCAUUUUUACACGCAAAUUAAUAGCUUUUUUUUUUCUAAUUCAGCUGUUAGGACCUACUUUUAGCUUCUGGAUUAGCCAUGAUUUUAUUUUUUGGUAAAAUUUCCUCGCUGCUGACUUCAGAAGAAACGACAGUGCUGUGAUUUUUGCGAACGUCUCUUCGUAUUUAAAUCUUACACACUUUCUCACGAUGCGCUGUGAUGAACAGUCUGAGCUACCACACGUUUCACCUCCUGGCGUCAGUUUGACCAUUUUUACUCUUAUCCAUGUAGCGAUGCUGCUGAAGGACUUUCUUUUGCUUCAUUUCUUUUAUUUGUUUAUUCUGACUGUAAAUUAAUUCCAACUUUCUCUUAACGUGUUCAUGUUCACACUGCAUUUGGGAGAAACAGACAAAACAGAAGUGCAGGUUUGACUUAGACCCCGUCCACAGGUAGCCGGGUAUCUGCUAAAUCGAAGAUAUUUUUCUACGUUUUGGCCUGUCAUCCACAUGAAAACACAUCAAAAACGAAUAUUUAAAAAAACUCCGGGCAAAGUGAAGAUUUUUGAAAACUCCGUGUAUGCCUUUUCGUGUAGACAGAGAUAACCGGAGUUUUGCGUUUUAGAACGUCACAAUCUGCGCCAAAAAAAUGACAACAAAUCUGCCCUGACGUCAAACGUGCGACCUUUGUUUACUGCAGAAGCCAGAUUAAGCGGCGAUCCACGCGGUACCGAACCGACCCAUUUCAGAGCCGACUCCCGACAGGGCACGCACAUAUCCCCCGACUGUUGACGAGUGCAGUCGCGAUUGAAGCGACACGUGACAACUUAAUAGCUUUGUGAUUGGCUAUUGGAUAUCGUUACUGUUAAAUCCAACACUUGAAGAUGCUACAGGCUGAAUUACAAAUGACACAACACGGAAUAUGUAGCGCACUAUCUAGGCUGCAUGAGCUAUUAUUCCCAACCUUAAAUAGUGCACUUAUAUAGGGGAGUUAAAGCGAUUUGGAAUUCAGCCACACAACUUGAGCAGAGUGGCUUUCCAGCCCACUGUGUCUAUGGAUAAAGCUUCAGUCUAUGGAAUUACAGUAUAUACCUGCAUUAGGUGCUACCAACACGUAUUUCUCGCGCUAGAAAUUGUGUUUAAUGAUGUCACGUGUUAUAUGCGAAAGAUAUGAUUGGCUAUUGCUCGCGACUCUCGCCGAUCAGUCUGGCUCCCGAUUAGUUUUUCGAAUCGGCUGUGAGAUGAGUCGGUACCAUCGAAAACUAGUCUUUACGCCUGACUCGCGACUUCAGUUGGCUCGGUACGCUGAAAAUCGGCGUAGUGUGCGGCUAGCUAAAGAGUAAUGGAUCGGAGGAGUGCCUUGAAAGCGUUAAUUAUUGUGCAGGUGCUAUUUACAUGUUUAAUUUUAGAAGCCCAACUACUGCUCCAAGAGCACAGGCGAUGUGAUUAGGGGUCGGAUUUGGGGAAAUAAUGCCAUCUACAGGUUUGGAAUGCUUAUGAAUGUUAUUGAAAACGCAGAUGUUCGGUUAUGUGUGGAAGGGAUUUUUUUCGAAGACGAGGUGGUGUGGAUAAAACAUUUUUAUAAACGGAGGGGGGAAAAAUGUUCGGUUUUAAAAAUACCCGGCUACGUGUGUACAUGGCAUUUAAUCACGUUUCAAAUCUGAGAUCUGAGCAUUACGUUUCCCACAUACGCAUAUAACGGGUGUCAGUAUGUGUGAAACGUGGUGGUGGGAGCAUCAUGUGAAGCAGGUGCAGAGGAACCUGAGGAAUCUGCAGGUGGAUUAUCUCUCAUGGUGUAUCGGAGCACACAGAGUGGAAAAUGUCAGGUGUGGUAUUUUUCCUGAAGGUCGAGUCCGACUGUAUUUUAUGAAUAAAGUUAUUUGUAAUUUUGCACAA